Molecule: messenger RNA, 876 nt
Organism: Clonostachys rhizophaga
Lineage: Eukaryota; Fungi; Ascomycota; Sordariomycetes; Hypocreales; Bionectriaceae
Source: the annotation of a GenBank genome assembly
AUGGCUUCAUUCGUAGAUGACAAGACCCCCAUCUGCGUGCCCUUCAUCCUCGAGCAGCUCAAGUCCCACUCCACAUCGCGCCCGCUCGUCAUUGGCCUCAACGGCGUCCAGGGCGCCGGCAAGACGACCCUGGUCUCGGCGCUCGCAAACGCCCUUGAGCAGGAGGGCGCUCCCACCUUGGUCUGCAGCAUCGACGACUUUUACCUGAAUCACGAUGACCUCGUCGCUCUGGGCAGGCAGAACCCCGACAAUGCUCUCGUGCAACACCGAGGGGAGCCGGGAACUCAUGAUAUGCCCCUCGCCAAGUCCGUCUUCACAGCCUUGAUGGAGGGCAAGCCCACCAAGAUCCCCGUUUACGACAAGUCGGCAUUUGCUGGCCACGGGGACCGGGCCCCUGAAUCGCAAUGGCGUUCCGUCAACCAGCCCGGCCAGCCGCUGACCAAGGCAAUCAUCCUCGAGGGCUGGUCUGUAGGUUUCCGCAGCCUGACCCCCGAUCAGGUGGAAGCAAAGUGGAAGGCCCCAAGCCGCACCCUGCAGAAGCACAAGCUUGAGCAUCUCCUUUUCAUCAACGAGAGGCUACGGCAGUACGAUGUACUGACGGACCUCUUUGACGCCUUCAUCCAUAUUGACGCCGAGGAUCUCGAGUUUGUCUAUGGCUGGCGUGCGGAGCAGGAAGAGCACCUGAGGCGUGACAAGGGCGAUCCCAAUGCUGGCAUGUCACCUGAGCAAGUGGUGAAAUUUGUGGAUGGGUAUUUCCCUGCCUAUGAGCUUUAUACUGGUUCUCUGCGUCAAGGCGUGAUUUCUGGGAAACCUGGAAAACAAUUAAGGAUGUCCGUUGGUAGGGAUAGAAAGGUAAAGGAGGUGACAACAAUCUAA